UCCCUCCCCAUGUGCAGCCGGCCGGCCGCGCUCCCCUCGCGGCGGAGGGCGACCUCUUCCUGGCCCGGGCCGGCGGUGCGAGGCGGCGGAGCAGGCGAUGAAGAAGAAGCAGCCCCAGCAUCCCGGCGGCGGCGCGGAUUCCUGGCCCCAUGCGGCCCCGGCUGGGGGCGCCCCGGCGGGCCUGGGCGGCUGGAAGCGCCGGGUCUCCCUGCUGCCUCUCCUGCGCUUCUCCCUCCGGGACUACGGUUUCUGCAUGGCCACCUUGCUGGUCUUCUGCUUGGGCUCCCUCUUCUACCAGCUCAGCGGGGGACCCCCUCGCUUCCUGCUCGACCUGCGACAGUAUCUGGGAAAUUCCACUUACUUGGAUGACCACGGACCCCCUCCUAGUAAGGUCCUUCCUUUCCCCAGCCAGGUGGUGUAUAACAGAGUCGGCAAGUGUGGGAGUCGCACCGUGGUUUUGCUUCUGAGAAUCUUGUCAGAGAAGCAUGGAUUCAAUCUGGUCACGUCUGACAUUCACAACAAAACCAGGCUCACUAAAAAUGAACAAAUGGAACUGAUUAAAAAUAUAAGUACUGCCGAACAGCCCUAUUUAUUCACUCGACAUGUUCAUUUCCUCAACUUCUCAAGGUUUGGAGGAGACCAGCCCGUCUAUAUCAACAUCAUCAGAGACCCUGUCAGCCGGUUCUUAUCUAACUAUUUUUUCCGUCGCUUUGGAGACUGGAGAGGGGAACAGAAUCACAUGAUCCGCACCCCCAGCAUGAGGCAAGAGGAGCGCUACCUGGAUAUCAAUGAGUGCAUUCUUGAAAACUACCCUGAGUGUUCCAACCCCAGGUUAUUUUACAUCAUUCCGUAUUUUUGUGGACAGCAUCCCCGAUGCAGGGAGCCUGGAGAGUGGGCCCUUGAACGCGCAAAGCUGAACGUGAAUGAAAACUUCCUGCUCGUGGGGAUUCUCGAGGAGCUGGAAGACGUGCUGCUUUUACUGGAAAGAUUUUUACCUCAUUACUUCAAGGGUGUGCUCAGCAUCUACAAGGACCCAGAGCAUAGGAAACUUGGAAACAUGACUGUGACCGUGAAGAAGACUGUUCCCUCCCCGGAGGCCGUGCAGAUUCUCUACCAGCGAAUGAGAUACGAGUACGAGUUCUACCACUACGUGAAGGAGCAGUUCCACCUGCUGAAGCGCAAGUUCGGCCUGAAGUCCCACGUGAGCAGGUCCCCCCUGAGACCACAGUUCUUCAUCCCCACCCCUUUGGAAACUGAGGAGCCGAUCGAUGAUGAGGAGCAAGAUGAUGAGAAGUGGCUAGAAGAUAUUUAUAAGAGGUGAUGCUGACUCUGGUUGCCGCCAUGGCUCUAUCUCCCUUUCCAAAAAGAUUUUUGUUUGAGGGAAGAAAAAUACUGAAGGGACUUUAAAUUAAUGCUCGGGUGCAUUAAAAAGAACAAAACUUUCCCACAUGUUGGGGUCAUUGGGAGAUGCCCGGUUUUGCGGGUGUUGUUUGUUUAAUUUUAUUCUGUGCUUUCUCUUGGCUCCUUGGGGCUUUCCCAGGUACACAAAUGGCUCCACAAGGCAUCAUGUCCUAAAAUAGCCUUUCCCCGCCCCUUCCCCAUACAAUGGAAGAAAGAGGAGAAAUAUACUACACAGCCCAGUAAUUUAUCAUUUGUAAAAUGACUUGUAAAAAUAUUAGCUCAAUGGUAGAUGUUCAGACUUGUAUAUGUCAGUAGAAAUAUAAAACCACUUCACAGACCAGAGAGUCUCCUCUAGAAGCAUCUAAGAGGAGAAGAUAAGAACAGCAAAAAAAGGAUGUCGCUGGUUAAAUGGUUUCUGCCCACAUGGGUAGAAUUCUGACUCUGGUCCAUCUUGGGGACACUGUCACCAAAAGCAGUGCACUUAUGUCUGAAAGAACAAGUUGUCUUGUUCUGUGUCCCCAAACCAUGAGUCUGGAGUACCUUUCAAAGUCAAAGUGCAUGGCAAGUUCCAUGGAGACAUUCCAACUCCAGGCACCGUUCUGACAGUCACCAAAGGAGCAUAACAAGGAAAAGAACUUGUGUUGCUGUGCAAGGAAGAGGAUAGGCAGCACAGAGCUGCAGUGGGGGCCAUGUGCAGCAGGAAAAGAACACGGUCAUGUGCUUUGCAACCAAUCUGAAACAUCUGUGUCCCUGGCACUGGUUUAAGUAGAAGUCUCAGGAACCAGUUUAGCUCUGGCAUUUGUUUUUAUGGCAGGACCUCUAAACCUGAUCUCAGACAGUGCAUAGCUCUGAAGUCAACCCCUGCCCAGCUAGGGUCUUAUCUGGUCUCUGGUACCUACUUGUUUUUAGUAACAAGAGAUCCUGAGUUCCGUGCAGGCAGGAAUAGAGCUGUACUCUCAUUUCUUACGGCAUGUGCUUGCUCUUAAGAACCCUUGUUGAGGACAUCAAAAACAGAAAGUAAGGGGUCUGGGUUAUAGGAGACUGCCUGACCAGCUUUACAAACAGGUGAAUGCCCCUGUGUGAUCUGAGUAGAUGCUGGGCAGUCCCACUGCCCUCAAAAAACCCAUCUGCCCACCUUCCACCCCAUCAUCUGCCCGUACCCAUUGAUUCAGUUAUUAGAAAUCUUUUCCCUUAAAUUCUGAAGUGUUUUUCACCUUUUUAAACAAUCCUGACAGUUCAUGUUCUCCUGGGUGGAUAACACUAGGAACCAGAAUGCAGAGGCAGAAGUAGGAAGGAUGCUUGCAAGAAAGUUUGUCUGCUCCAUUUUUCCCCUUAGAGCCAACCCAUCAAGAGUCAUUUCUGCAAAGUGAGUCAGAGGACUUAAGACUCUGACUUUAGGCAAUCUACACAUUUUCUGCUUUUCAGAAAACAACAAUCUCUCUGGAAUUUUUUUUCUUUCUUCACUAAAAGUAAACAGUGGCCAAGAUACAAAGCAAGUCACUUGGAACCUGCCAAGUGUGUGGUGAAGCUACUCUAUCAUGAGAUGUAUUAAGAAGGCUCCAACCCACAUGCAUCCAGUGAAGACAGGGGCCACAGAGGCACCAAGUCCAAGCACUCGUGGGUUUUCUUUCUGUUUCAAGGGACUAGGGCAGCAAAGUGAAUAAGGGAUAUGUCCACAUAGUAAGAAAUAUCCUUUGUCCUGUGCAGACAGACCAGGGCCCUACUAUUAGGCAUACUUCAAAAAACAGUCUAAAAAACAGCUAUCAUGUUCACAACAGUGUAAGAAGUGCUGCCUGGUAUGUAAUGAGUCAUUUCUACUACAUUACAUAGAAAGAAUGAUGGUAAGUUUACACCCUGUGCAGUCUCACAAUCUGAAAAUAAAGUUCUGAUGGCUAAGUUUUCUCUUUUGUUAGAACAACAUAAUAAUUGGUCAUUCCACAAAUCCAUCCUCUUUCUGCAAGUUCACAUGGGUACUUCCACCUGUGUGUUCAAAGGUACUUAUUUUCAGCAUGAUCAAUAUAACUUCACAACAAAAGAUACCAACUCAUUAUUUGUAGGGACUGCUUAUUUUGUCCCAAUAAACAGCCCCUAGUUCCUAAAAGUCAAGGCACUUCAUCGGUUUAUUUGGUACACAUGACAACAUUUAUUUGGCCCUCGGCCCAAUAUAGUUUGUAGUUCAUGAAAUAUACUGUACAUUUUACAUAGUUUAAUUUAAAAAAUACAUUUUAAGCUAGUUGAUCUUUGACUGCCUUAUUUAUUAUAACCUUUCAGCACAUUCCAAGGUUUUAGUUACUCAGGAAGGAGUUAAUUAAAAUGAUUUUAUUUUGGUCUGAUGGAUGUUUUUUAAAAGGAAAAUUAUUAUUAUGAACCCUCAGCCUACUUUCCUUGAGUGCUGUAAAAGUGCUUGUAAAUCUUUUUUUCCUAAAGAAGAAAAAAAUAACGUUUGACAUUGAUGGAAAUUCAAAAAUACAUAUGGAACUUAAACAUAAGCUUAGCUAAAAUAAAAGCAAUCUGUGUUUGAAAUGAAGUGUUCCUUAACUUAUUCAUUACCUAUAUAAAUAAAUGAAUAUAAAUAA
Chinchilla lanigera (long-tailed chinchilla) is the source of this 3977-nucleotide messenger RNA. It is a transcript of the gene Ust, whose product is annotated as uronyl-2-sulfotransferase. NCBI's taxonomy places the organism in Eukaryota, Metazoa, Chordata, Mammalia, Rodentia, Chinchillidae. Gene Ontology annotation, cellular component: membrane. The transcript is spliced from 8 exons. The coding region runs from base 98 to 1321 and encodes 407 amino acids. The record is from RefSeq and is a predicted model, not a curated record. Gene Ontology annotation, molecular function: sulfotransferase activity.